This is a messenger RNA of Ostrinia furnacalis (Asian corn borer), 3074 nucleotides long. It is a transcript of the gene unc-45, whose product is annotated as unc-45 myosin chaperone. Gene Ontology annotation, cellular component: cytoplasm. Bases 197 to 3046 code for a protein of 949 amino acids. The record is from RefSeq and is a predicted model, not a curated record. Gene Ontology annotation, molecular function: Hsp90 protein binding. NCBI's taxonomy places the organism in Eukaryota, Metazoa, Arthropoda, Insecta, Lepidoptera, Crambidae. The transcript has a single exon.
UGUCACUGUCACUCAAUACCUAUACUAUUGUACGUACGUAUCCUCAUAUGGUGAACAAAAAUAAAGUUCUAUUUUAGACUGUAAAUUUGAGAUGUAGCCACAUCAAGAACACACGGGAACUUACCAGAACUUUGAGUGUACUAUAAAAGCGCAGCCGCCAAGUUUUACCCGAGUUUAUUUCUAAAAAGUUAGAAAAAUGGGAGUUCAAAACGAAGAAGGAGAAACUUACAAAAAUAAAGGCAACGAAGCUUUCAAGUCGGAGAAAUACGAUGAGGCGAUAGCUCUGUAUACCAAAGCCAUCAAUGUUGCGGAGAAAGAUAGCCGGGAUUUAUCUACCUACUUGAAGAAUCGGGCUGCUGCAUAUCUAAAAACGAAUGAGUACGAAAAGGUUAUAAAAGAUUGCGAUGAAGCCCUAAAAAUAGUCGCUGAAGACCCUAAAGCGCUGUUCCGUCGAUCGCAAGCUUUGGAGAGCUUAGGUAGGUUUGAAGAAGCCUACAGGGAUGCUAAGACCAUAUUCACAGUGGAUCCCUCCAACAAGGCAGUGCAACCAGUUUUGUCUCGACUUCACGCCGUCGUGCAGGAACGAGCUCGGCAAAAUGCUCAAACCAGUAAUAAGGUCGAGCAGAUGUUUAAAUUGGCAUUCAACAUUGGUGAAAACACAGAAAAACGAGAGAAAGCCAUGUCUAAUCUCUUAGUGCUUGCCAAGGAAAAUGCAGGUGCAGAUAUCAUGCUGAAAAAUGGAGUUGUUCAUAAAAUACAACAAUUACUCAAAGUGGAGAAGAAUAAUGAGAUAUACAUCAAUGCUGUACGCACCAUCAGUCAAUUGUGUAAGAGGAGCAUUGAGAGAACUAGAAGUAUCAUCAAAAUUGUUGGUAUUCCUUGGUUCCUGGAAGUCAUCGACAGCACUAAUGAGGAGACAGUAAAUGCAGCACAGUAUUGUUUGCAAGUAAUACUCAACACCUUUUCAGGCAUGGAUAACAAAAAAGACAGUAAGCCUGACCCAAACUUAUGUGAAGAAAAUAAAAGUGAAAUUGAUGUACUUUUGACUUGCUUGACAUACUCCAUCACAAAUGCAGUCAUCAGUGGUCUGGCCAGGGAUGCUAUCAUGGAAUUAAUUAUGAGAAACUGUCACUACAACACUCUCAACUGGGCUUCACGGUUUGUUGAAAUCAAGGGACUGCAGCGACUGUUAGCUGUGUGCAGUGAGCUAGAAGAAUAUAAAUAUGAAUCAGCGAUGAACAUAACACCAUCCUCAAGAACUAUUGCUGCAGCUUGUUUAGCAAGGAUUUAUGAAAAUAUGUACUAUGAUGAAGCUAGAGAACGCUUCAACAGUCAAGUUGAUGAGUAUGUAAAGGAUAAACUCAUGUCACCUGAUCUUGAGUCAAAGGUCAGGGUGACGGUGGCAAUCACAUCACUGCUCAGAGGUCCCCUUGAUGUUGGAAAUUAUGUAAUUUCAAAAGAAGGUAUUUUGGAAAUGAUCCUGGUAAUGGCUCAAACUGAAGAUUCUCUUCAACAAAAAGUUGCUUGUGAGUGUCUAGUGGCUGCAGCAUCUAAGAAAGACAAAGCAAGAUCCAUAGUCAAUAAGGGAGUUGAUAUACUGAAGAAGCUGUAUACAUGCAAAAAUGACGCUGUGAGAGUAAGAGCCUUAGUAGGUCUCUGUAAAGUUGGAAGUUUUGGAGGUGAUGAUGCUUCCAUCAGACCUUUUGCUGAUGGCUCAACAAAGAAGCUGGCUGAAGCAUGCAGAAAAUUCUUAGUGAAUCCUGCUAAAGAAAAUGAUGUGAGGAAAUGGGCUGCAGAGGGCCUCUCCUACCUAACAUUGGAUGCUGAUGUCAAAGAAAAGCUAGUGGAGGACAAAGCUGCCAUUCAGUCCCUCAUUGAAUUAGCAAAAAGUGGAGAUCAGUCAUGUUUGUAUGGUGUUGUAACCACUUUGGUCAAUUUAUGCAAUGCAUAUGAAAAGCAAGAAGUGCUACCCGAAAUGCUGGAGCUUGCAAAGUUUGCUAAACACCAUGUACCUGAAACACAUGAAUUAGAUGAUCCUGAUUUUAUCAAUAAAAGGAUUACUGUCUUGGCCAAAGCUGGAGUCACAUCUGGUUUAGUUGCAUUGGCGAAAACUGAGAGUCACAAUUCACGAGAACUGAUUGCAAGAGUUUUUAAUGCUAUUUGUGCUUUACCUGAACUGAGAGGUAUUGUAGUCCAGCAAGGAGGUGCUAAAGUUCUCUUACCCAUGUCCUUAGAAGGUACUGAUAAAGGCAAGAAACAAGCAGCACAAGCUUUAGCCAGAAUAGGAAUAACAAUCAAUCCAGAAGUAGCUUUCCCAGGUCAGAGGAACCUAGAAGUAGUCAGACCUUUGAUAGCUCUGCUACAUCCAGAAUGUACAGCAUUGGAAAAUUUCGAAGCCCUGAUGGCACUCUGUAACCUAGCUGGAAUGAAUGAAACCACCAGAAAUAGGAUACUCAAAGAAGGGGGACUGUCCAAGAUUGAACAUUACCUUUAUGAAGACCACAUGAUGCUUCAGAGAGCAGCCACACAAUGUGUUUGCAAUUUGGUCCAGUCUGAGGAAGUUAUCAAAACUUAUGAAAGCAACAAUGACAAGACCAAGUAUCUGUAUCUUCUGUGUCAAGAAGAAGAUGUAGACACUGCAAAAGCUGCUGCAGGGGCCCUGUGCAUAUUAACAUCUGUCAGCAAAGUGUGCUGUAGAAGGCUGUUGGAUGUGCAGCCUUGGUUGGAAACUUUGAGAUGUUUGUUAGCCAACCCAGACAAGGAAAUACAAUUCAGGGGGACAUACAUGCUGUAUAAUAUUAUCAAAGAUGACAAAGAUAUUUCAGCAAAGAUAUUUGAAACUGAUGUUAUGGAAAUAUUGAUGGCAUUGACAAAACUUGAUGGCCCUGAGUAUGACAAGACUAAGGAAAAUGCCCAGAAAUGCCUUGAUGCAGCUGAAGAGAUGGGAGUCAUAAGGAAGCCUGACCCCAGCAAGAUAGAAGAGGCUUUGCUUGACCCAUUUAGAGAAGCUGAAGUUGAGGAAAUUAAUGAGGAGGAUGCAGCAUAAGUAAUUAUUUAGAAUAACAUACCUAAUU